AUGAACUAUUUUCUGCUUAUUAAGAAAACCACAGACAAGGAGAAGCAGAGGUCAGAAGACGACCAGAGGUCAGAGGACGGCCAGACGUCAGAGGACGGCCAGACGUCUGAGGACGACCAGACGUCAGAGGACGACCAGAGGUCAGAGGACGACCAGACGUCAGAGGACGGCCAGAGAUCAGAGGACGACCAGAGAUCAGAGGACGACCAGACGUCAGAGGACGACCAGACGUCAGAAAACGACCAGACGUCAGAAAACGACCAGACGUCAGAAGACCAGACGCCACAAGACGACCAGAGGCCACAAGACGACCAGAGUCCACAAGUCAACCAGAGUCCAGAAGACGACCAGAGGUACCAGUCAACUCUACAAGGCCACAAACAAAUUCCUAAAACCAAGAUUACAAUCCGAGGCCAAGUGAUGGACGCGCUUGAGGACCACCUCAGUCCCUCCGCCUCGACUCUCUCUCCACACACACACAACGAAUAUAGAGAAAAGGUAGAUUGCCACAUGCAUAUGAGAAGAACAAGUCCCGGAAUGACUGUGAUUAACUGUUAA
This is a messenger RNA of Procambarus clarkii (red swamp crayfish), 558 nucleotides long. The record is from RefSeq and is a predicted model, not a curated record. NCBI's taxonomy places the organism in Eukaryota, Metazoa, Arthropoda, Malacostraca, Decapoda, Cambaridae.